This is a messenger RNA of Rangifer tarandus platyrhynchus (Svalbard reindeer), 1083 nucleotides long. Lineage: Eukaryota; Metazoa; Chordata; Mammalia; Artiodactyla; Cervidae. The record is from the annotation of a GenBank genome assembly.
AUGGAUCCCGGGGAGCCAGCCCCCAAGCCUUUCCAGCAGCCUGAGAAGCCUGGUCGUGUCCGCCGUCGGAAGACCAGGCGGGAGCGUAACGAGGCCCUGGUGGGCAGUCGGCGGCCAUUGGCCUAUCAGCAUCCUCCUGUGGCCGGUCGGGAUCCACAUAUGGUAUUGCAGAAUUCUGGGGCCCCUACUGCUGCCAAGCUCGUGGUCAUAACCCAGGGCCGCCUGAGCCGGGACCACCGGGGUCUCUUCAACCAUGAGGUGAAAUCUCUGGAUGUGGCCCGGCUGCUUAGCAGUGGGUCUCUUGAGUCAGGCACCCCUGCACUCACCACCAAGUCCUCCCCAAGCCCAGGCAGGGGCCAGAAACCAUCCCUGAAGUCAAGGGGCAAGGAAAACCAGGUGCCUGGAGGCUCGGGCCCAGGCCCCCCCAACCCCCCACCACUCCCUGACUUGGAGCAGCUGCUGGGAGAGCUGCAAUGCCAGCUGAUUCUGCCACAAGCCUUCCCUAGAAGGAACCUAGUUCAAGAGGCCAGGGAUGCUAUCGUGGGCACUUUACAGGCCUGCCAUGGCUGUGUGCCAGACCUUACUCUGGUGCUCCGGGGCUGCCAGCCACACUUGCCAGGGACUGAGCUUGGGGCCCCAAAGAAACAAAGAAUGACACCUUCCUGCAUCAACAGUCCUGAGCAGGCCCCAGAGGAGGGGAGGCAGAGGAGAGGGCAGGAGCUCACCUUUGCCAUGCCUCCUGCCUCCAGUACUCCUGCUGUGCACCGAGUGAGCUUGGCACCACCGAAAGGUCCCUGGCCACCCCCAUUAUCCUCGUUGCCUUCGCCAUCUGGGGCAGCCUGGGGCCCCCCAACAGCCUUUGAUCUACUGAAAAGCAUCUGGCUAGUAGCCACACCUCCCCCUCCCCGGCCUUGGGGGGUUGGCCCUCCACAACUCCUGCCCCAGCCACCGUCACCCUUGUUGCCCCGAAGCUCUGCCUUGGACUGGAGCCCCAGCCCCCCAGCCCCACUGCCCAGCCUCUCCUGGGUGGUGGCUCAGAGCAGCCCAGAGGCCUGGUCCUUUCCACCCAUGAGACUGUACUGA